CCUUCCUGCCGGCCCGGCGGAGGGCGCGUUCCGCCGAGCGAGCCAGCCCGGCUCGUAGGAACACAGGGAUCGUCUAUGCACUGCAGUUUCUCUCGCCUCUCUCUCUCUCUCUCUCUCCCUCUCCUUCUCCUUCCCUCCCUCUCUUCCUCUGCUCCCGAGGAUAUUUUGGGUGGAUUGUGGUUAUCAAUCAAGACCUCCUCUUCUUUGCUGAUCACUUGUCAUUUUCACCGGGGAUUAGUAUCGUUCGGGGCAAGCGGACAACUAAAAAUUUUUUUUUUCCUUUCUUCUUUUCCGCGUCUGGAGAAUUUCCCCCCCCAAACCUCCCUCUCCCCCACCAUCUUUUUUUGGUGGUGUGGUUUUUUAUUUUUGGUUGGUUUUUUUUUUUUUUUUUUUUUUUUUUGCGCUGCGGUGCGGGUGUUAGGACCCGGCAAGCACACUCCCCCCGGCCCCCCCCGCAGCGCUUUCCCAGCACCAGGAAACCCCUCCGGACCGUCGCUCGCCGGAUACUUGUGCGGGAAGCCGGGAUCUGGCCCUCGGCGGCGCGCUGGGCGCGGAGCUGCCCGCGGGCGGCGCGGGGGCCCCCAGGCCGGCCGCCCCCUUCCCCCCUCCCCCCCCCAGCCGCACCUGGAUGGUACCUCCCGCUGGCGACGCGGGCACUUUCUGAACUAGGAAGGAAGGGGCGACUCGGGGGGGGCGGGGGGGGCCGCCGAAGUCUGUAUGGAAUUACCUGCGCCCGCGGCGGAGCUGGCAGCGGUGGAUGGAUGGGCAUCGCGUCCGCGGCACUCGCGGCCAGCUCAGCCCCAGGAGUAAACACGGGGCUUCUCCGGCCGAGUACGCAGUGUGGUGACCGGCACUCGCCUCGCUGACUGAUCGCACCGGAGGGAUAUUUCGGGAGACUCCUGUGGGAAGCAGUCACAGAAAGACAGAAGAUGAAAGCUCCUAUUCCCAACUUGAUUCUCUUGUAUGCUACUCUAACUCAGAGCUUGAAGGUUGUGACCAAAAGGGGAUCAGCUGACGGUUGCACUGACUGGUCUGUGGAUUACAAGAAAUAUCAAGUUCUAGUGGGAGAACCUGUUCGUAUAAAAUGUGCACUCUUUUAUGGAUAUAUUAGAGCUAAUUACUCCCUAGCCCAAAGUGCUGGACUUAGCUUGAUGUGGUACAAAAGCUCUGGACCUGGAGAUUUUGAGGAACCUAUAGCUUUUGAUGGAACCAGAAUGAGCAAAGAAGAAGACUCCAUUUGGUUCCGACCAACAGUGGUACAAGACAGCGGGCUCUAUGCAUGUGUUAUAAGCUCUUCGGACAAAAGUGCUGUUGGAAGUGAGGAUAUUAUGCAUCAGCUUCUCCUGACUACUUGCAUGAAGGGAACAGUUUCCUUAAGACUCCAAUUCCCUACCCCUGUAUCAAUAACAAGAUUUUUUUUCGCUUGGGAAAUUGAAAGCCUCAGAAAUUUUUAUGAGCAAAUUCAGUUUCCUGAAGAGCUACUCCGACACCAUCAGGCAAAAAGAAAAAUUAAGGCUAGGAGCUUGGGAAGACACACCCUUAAAGAUUUGGUGGGUUUGGAAGAAAAUGAAUAUGCAAAUAUGGAAAGAAAGAAUGUACCCUACCUUAAUCUCACUGAAAUGAUGCUGUCCUGUAAGUUUACUGCCCAAGCACCACUAACAGAUAAACCACCAAAGCUUUUACAUCCCUUGGAGACUAAGCUAACAAUUCAGGAGACCCAAUUAGGUGGUUCUGCUAAUCUAACCUGCCGAGCUUUCUUUGGAUAUAGUGGAGAUGUCAGUCCUUUGAUCUACUGGAUGAAAGGGGAGAAGUUCAUUGAAGAUUUAGAUGAUAGUCGAGUCUGGGAAAGUGACAUUAGGGUUCUCAAGGAACAUCUCGGGGAGCAGGAGGUUUCCAUCUCAUUGAUUCUUGACUCUGUCGAAGAGGCAGACCUGGGCAAUUAUUCAUGCUACGUCGAGAAUGGAAAUGGGCGCCGACAUGCCAGCAUUCUUCUACACAAAAGGGAGCUGAUGUACACAGUUGAGCUUGCUGGUGGGCUUGGUGCUAUUCUGCUGCUGCUUGUUUGUUUAGUGACUAUCUACAAGUGUUACAAGAUAGAGAUUAUGCUCUUCUACAGGAACCAUUUUGGAGCUGAAGAACUAGAUGGAGACAACAAAGACUAUGAUGCGUAUCUAUCUUAUACCAAAGUGGAUCCUGAUCAGUGGAAUCAAGAAACUGGAGAAGAAGAAAGAUUUGCUCUUGAGAUCCUACCAGAUAUGCUUGAAAAGCAUUAUGGAUACAAGUUGUUCAUCCCAGACAGAGAUUUGAUUCCCACAGGAACCUACAUUGAAGAUGUGGCAAGAUGUGUAGACCAAAGCAAGCGACUGAUCAUCGUCAUGACUCCAAGUUAUGUGGUAAGAAGAGGUUGGAGCAUCUUUGAACUGGAAACAAGGCUUCGAAAUAUGUUAGUCACGGGAGAAAUCAAAGUGAUACUGAUUGAAUGCAGUGAACUACGAGGAGUUAUGAACUACCAGGAGGUCGAGGCCCUAAAACAUACCAUCAAGCUCCUCACUGUCAUUAAAUGGCACGGACCAAAGUGCAACAAGUUGAAUUCCAAGUUCUGGAAACGUUUACAGUACGAAAUGCCUUUUAAGAGGAUUGAACCCAUCACAAAUGAGCAGGUUUUAGAUGUCAGUGAGCAGGGGCCCUUUGGGGAACUGCAGACAGUCUCCGCGAUUUCCAUGGCUGCUGCCACCUCUACUGCUCUUGCCACUGCCCAUCCAGACCUGCGCUCCACCUUUCAUAACACAUAUCACUCACAGAUGCGCCAGAAACACUAUUAUCGAAGCUAUGAAUACGAUGUACCUCCUGCCGGCACCCUGCCGCUUACCUCAAUAGGUAACCAGCACACCUACUGCAACAUCCCUAUGACACUUAUAAACGGGCAGCGGCCGCAGACAAAAACUAACAGGGAGCAGAACCCAGAAGAGGCUCACACAAACAGUGCCAUACUGCCCCUCCUGCCACGGGAGACCAGUAUAUCCAGUGUCAUCUGGUGACCGAGAUGCAAGGGGCCAUCGACCCCCUUGAAUAGGAGUAGAGUCUGCAGUCUGGUGCCUGGAACUACAUCCUCGACUGCUGCUGUUAAACAUGCAUUACAAUCGAUAACAUACGAGGAAAAACAGGGUCUUGUACAUAUGUUUUUGCAAUUUCUUUGUAGCAUCAGUCUUCCUGUUUUACCCAUGUCUCUUCUCAUUCACAUUUUUGACUUUGUUUUAUAUGUCAUUAGAAUUUGUAUAUUUACAUUUUUUUAAAAGAAGAGACUGCUGUAUAGAUAGGAAACUUUUUUGCUUCAUUAGUAUAGUUUUAGUUUUUUUGUUUGUUCGUUUUUAACCUCUCUUGGGAAUGCUUGGACAAAGCUAUGUUGAUAUCAGAAGCACCAUCCAUUUUGUUGGCCUGCCUAGCCUGAUUCCUGAAGGCCAUGCCUGCUGCAGCUCACUUCUUUUGGAGAGUAUUUGUUUUUAGAAGGACCCCAUCCCUCAUUGAGAGCUCCACUUUCAUUUCUACUCCCGUAAUGUGCACUGCUCCUCCCCUGCCCUUACAAAGACCCCAAUUUGGGGUAACACUACAGUCUGAUCAUCUAACAUGUAACUUGGUAGAUACCUGCCAAACCACAGAAUAUACCCAAUCUGUAUUGGUUGCUUCACAGUAGUCACUACAGAGUGUGUAGAAACUAGAGCCGGUUUGUUUUUUGUUUUCUUGGGUUUGUUUUUUAAUUAUUAUUUUAUGAAUGAGUUGAUUGUAUUCCUUUUAUAAAUAUAAAAGCAAACCCUAUUUUUAACACAUUCUGGAAAAGUAUCAAUGUGGUUGUGGAUUUUAUUUUUCAAGCAUUUAUUUUUUUUCUUUUCCCCCUUUCAAAAUCCUGCAAAUGACGUCAUUUGCAGAUGUCAGGCAAGUAAGACAAGUGAGGCAAUAGGCACUGAAGUGCAGAGAGUCCUGCUGAUAUGUACAGUGAUGACUUCCAAACCAAAGGGGAAUAAAAAGACAGUGUUGUAGACGGUUUGUCAUUUUGUAUUAUAGAAAGUGUUAUUUUCAAAAAAAGUAAGAGCAAAACAUUAUUUUGCUGUGGAUUACAGAGUCCCCUUGUAUUUUAAUGUUCAAAAAAAUUGUAUUUGCUUUAAAAUGCUAUAUUCAGGAUUAAGAACUCUUCUUUCAUUUGGUUUUAGCUUGUAACGAUAAAUAAAACUUUAUUAAUUUCAACAUGAUUUCAGUAAGAACUCAGGCAGAAAAAAUGACAUGAUACCAGAAAUAUAAUUGUUUUCAGAAUAAACUUUAUUUAUACAAAAUUAAUAUUUAAAUCAGACCUGGAAGUAUUAAAAAGAAUUUAUUCACUUUAAUGAAUAAAUAAAUUAGUUUUAUUUUUAUGUAUGAUUCUAUCUUUGAGGAGUUGCAAAUAAUGCAUGUACCAUGGCUGACAGGGAAGAAAAAAACCCCACCACUGUGUUUACAUCCGGACAUCUUUAAGACCAAGCACCUUGCUCAUAUUUAUGUUUUAAAUAAUGGAAAAGUUCUUUCUGGUUUUAGAAAGAGAGAAGAGUGGUGCAGCUCUCCAACAUAUUCAGGCUAAGCUCUCUGCUAGUCCCUCCUAGCAGAAGCAGAAGUAGAGUUGCUGGCUGCAGCACACUGUCAUGUAGUCAUGGGUCUGAUUUACCCUGGCAGAAAUGUAACUGGUGUCCUGGCAAACAGGCCUUAUGGUCUAUUUAUGUAAUUAAUUAGCUUUAGGUAUUUUUAUGGCAGCUGAAUGAUAUUGGCCAAUAUAAUGAAUGUGUGGGGUUUGUUCAUCCUGAUUGUCACAACGAGAAAAGUAUAGCUUAUAAUAUUUUGGUCUUCUUGAUGAGAAGUGAGCGAGGCAACUGCAGUUUGGGGGAUGUUUGUGGGAGUAAUCCAGAACUGACAGUGUGGGAGGAAAUGACUAUGCUCCUGUUGUGAAAGUCAAGAAAUCUCAGUAUCUGCAUGAGAAGCUAAUAGACCUUUGAGAUGUGCACUGAUUUUUAUUUGCUAGAAAUGUUUAUUUCUCCACGAUUUUGCUCAAGCCCUUUUCUACAAUCUGUUCUUUAUUAUGGUGUCUCUGUCUGGACAUGUGCCAAACAUCCACAAAAUGGAAAUGAAGCUGCCAAGUCAGAUAAAAUUUUAAGAGACUUUUGCACAUUUGGUUAUUUUCAUAGUGUAAGAAAACUAUUAUUUAUUUGCUCUUACAGACACCUGUCAAGCACUGAUGGGAUUUUCCUUCAUUCAUCUGGUUGCCAAAUACCCCAAUAUCCUCUGAAAGCAAUGCAUUAUUGUUUUCGCCUUUCCCUCGCCUUUCUAUGCCCUGGGGUAAAGAUUGGGAUGUGGAAUAAAUGUAGGAUUUAAUUAUUUGACCACAGUUACUUUCAGACAAUUGCUAGGUGUUUUCUUAGCCACAUUGGAAGUACUUUUAUGUUAUUCUAUUUUUAGUGUAGAUUUAAGCACUUUGAAAAGCAUGAUUCAGGGAUUGACAGAUAUUAUUUGAUAUUCACACUACUUAAAAAAAGUUUUUCUUAUAGUGCUUUCUCAUAAUCUCAAAUAUAAGAAAAACAAACAAACAAACAAAAAAAGAAAUAAAAGGAGAAGCUGUCUAUGGCUUUAGAAAAAUUCCUCCUUAGUAUUCCUCUUCUGUGAACAGCUCGAUGUGGGGAACAGGGAAAGAAACUGUUGUGUGCUCACGUGCUCUUUCUUGGACAAAAAUUCUAUUGGAACGCAAAAUAAAAUGGACAAAAAAACCCCAAAACAAAACCAACAAAAACUGUCAUUGCCCUAGUGCUUAGGCUCCAUCAUUUUAGGUGAAAGUAUUCCAGUUUCUGACAAUGCAGCCUGAACUGUGCAUGCAAUAGCCACAUAUAAGGUUUAGCCAUAAGCAAAUAGCACUUUAUUUUGAAAACUGCACAGUGUGAUGAUCAGAAAAACUUACUCUGCCUGGUCAGUAACUUUGGGUCUGUAUGCGGUUUCUAUGCACGUGAAUUAUCCAAGUGUGGUGCUCCAUCUUUAUAAGACUCUCUCUAAUCAGGGUAGUCUUUGUUAUAAAACUAAAGGACUUUGUUGCACAACUUGUGUAAAUUCAGUAUAUAGGCUCUCCAGACAGCAUUUAUAGCUGGACAGAAACGGGAGACUGUAUAGUAUGCAGCUAAUUAUUUUGAAGGCAAAGUGUGUUGCUGGGUCAGACUCUGUUCUCAGUUGCAGCAGCAUGAUUUGAGAGUAAAUCUAAUAAAGUUGAAUGAGUGCAAGAUUGAUUCCUGUGGGAGAGGAAAAUUGGAAAAGCAAAGAGAAAAGGAAUUCAUAUUUGCAGUUGGGACAAGCUGAAAUCUUGGCUGCAAGGAAAGCAGCAGCAAAUGUCUUCUGAAUUUUAGUAGAGACCCAGUUCUCACCUGGCAGCCAACAUCAAACACUUUCAAUAUGAUCUGGUUCAGAGCUAAAUACUGUUAGGCUUAGAUGCAAACUAAGAUUUUUCUAUUACUGCACAGCUGUGAAAACCAUGUGUGUGUUACAUAAUGGGUGAUAAUCAGCUUCAAAAUAAUUGGAAAGCUUGUUAUACCCAACUGAUAAAAAUUCACGAAUUUUUAUUUGGAUAUUGAGCAUUAAUGACACAUUUAAAUUAUAGAUAAAGCAGUGAGAUUUGGGGAAAACUGGCCUGGUAAACAGGAUUUCUUCAUUUUUAAAUUAAAAAAAAAAUUAGAGAGAAAAAAAAGAAGAAGAAAAUGUCAAGCUAGCAAGCCUAAGGAAAGUUUAAUUAAAAUCCAAAGAAGAAAAAAAAUCACAGCAGUAAAGUAAGUUCAAAAAUAAAAAGAGGCCAAUGGAGAAUAAAGAGCAAAAUACCCACCUGCUUUUUGACUGUAUUGUGGUUUCUUUUGUCAUGCAAAGCUCUGUACUCUGGCUGACCUACAUCAAGCAACUGGCUUUUUUGGAGGCCAUCCAGAUAGACCAGCAACACAAAUAUGUCCCUGUACAUCUAGUACGCUUCUGAAUGAUUUUUUUACUUGUUGAUAGUUUAGCACAGAGAGAUUUUUGUUUGCCUUCUAUUGUGAUAAAGAGGAUGGCAGAAAUCUGCCAGUGCUAAAAAAAUCUCCGUAACAGACUUAGGUUAUUAUCUAGAGUAACUAUGUUCCUUAACACCCACCCGUUAUCUGAUUUGCUGUUAUUAGAACACUUUUUUAACCCAGUUCUCAGCUGAGAAAUAGAUUAAUGUUGCUGGCAACAGAAAAAAUGUAAGCAAUCUCAUAACAACAAGUCUCCUUGUAUAAUGAAUGCUGCAAGUUCCCUUGCAUUUUUUUUUCGUAUAAACACAUCUCCUGACCUCCUAAAUAGCCCACUGAGUGGAGGCUAAAGAACACCAUUGUGUCUUUUAAUUUCAAAUUCAUUUAAUUUAGUAUGGACACUGAGCUGUUGUUUUUGAUGUAAUUUUCCUGGGCUAUUUUCCAUUGGCUCUGGCUAUAUCCUCCAAGAAGAUGUGUUGGCAGCAUCACACUUCUCCACAUACCCUUGACUUGAUGUUUCAAAACUCAGAGCCGUUGCCCUGGGGAGCAAAAUUGAUAGAAAUAUUUCAGCUGUUAAGAGUUUUCCUAUGCCUAAUGUUUGUUUAGCUUCUGCUUAAGACAAAGUUAAAUCUUUGUUCUGGAUUAAUAAGCUCUGUGGGUAGAAGGCCUAGAGUCCACAGGGUCAUGAAGCAGUCAAAGAAGAAAUUACAAAGGCAGGUCUGAUACCUUCUUUGGAAAACAUAGAAAUUCUGGAGCUGUUCAGAUUACUAAAAAAAUUAGUACAUUUUGAUUGAGGGCUCUUAAAGGGAAGUAUUUAGCUUGUAAUUACAAACAGCCUCAUUUCAAAAGCUUAUUACCAUUCUUACAGUAAAUAUACAAUACCUUAAAUAACAUAAUUUCAGAAACAUUUAAUAGUCAAUUAAAAAUAUUUUUAUUUGGGGGGAUUAAAAGCAACGUGAUUGUCUACAAUCUAAAUGUUAAAUAAAAUAGAUUAUCUAGUACUGAUCUUACGGGAACUACAAACAUUGCUGGGUCACUAGCAUUGGAAAAACAAUUUGAAGUAAAAUUUGAGAGCUAAGAAUUUGAUGAGGAUUUUAUUGACAUUUUUAUAAAGACAUGUCUCUUAACCAUCAAAAUAUGACAAAAGGAACACACAAAUUAUUAAAAAAAUAAAAAUUAUGAGCUUUUUAACCUUCUCUUUCUCUCUUUAUCAAAUAUCAGCUCUUCUUAAAAAUACAAAAUUAUUCAGGAAAAAUUAAUUCUUAUCAAGCCCAUACUCUCAAACACACUCAGUGACAGAUAAAGAAGUGCAAGCCAGAGGGAGGGGCUCCACUGCAUUGCUGUGACUGAGAAGUUCCACAAUGGGGAGAACAUGUGUGCCUGUGCACAGAGAAGGAGAGCCCAGGCCCCUUUGGCCUCGUGUUUUGUUACUCCUAUGUCAGGUGGGUGCAGAAGGAGCCAUAGACUCAAAUAUCACCACUGCCCUACAUGUUAUAGGCAGCACACAGGGAAGGUGGGUAGUAAGUCUUGAUGUUAAUGACAGCAAACUUGAGAACUAUUAGAUGUCGAGGAUACUCUAUUGCAAAGCAGCCGGAAGAGCGGAAACAGCUCUGAAACUGUUUUUCACUUGUUCCACGUGCAAAGUAAAAGGCAGCAUUGAGCAGAGAAAGAGGUCAGCUUACUGGGUUAGUGUGCAAUCCACUAACAGGAAAUUCCCAUCUCAAUCAGCUAACACCACACCUGAGCACUCUCACAGAAAUUUCCAUCCUAUCCUAUCCUAUCCUAUCCUAUCCUAUCCUAUCCUAUCCUAUCCUAUCCUAUCCUAUCCAUCUACCUGGCAGACUGCAUUAGAAGUAAAAGCACUCAAAGCUUGCCGUGAGCCCUCAGGAUGAGCUACACAUGAAAACUCCUUGCAGAGAUGUUUAGGGUGACUAGAUGUCUUCUCUCCUAAGAAGAAACUUACAAGAGCAAAGUUUUGAUUUGUAAAAAGUUCGGGGUUUUUUUUUGUUCUCAGCACACCGUUUUUUCAAAUCCACUUAGAAUGCUCAUAUGGAGCAACAUCUUGAUACUAUUCUGACCCUCUUUGAGGUAAAAAGAAAGUCUUGACAAUGUCAGUUAUUAGCUCAAAAUACACCAUUAAGCUGCAGAGUCUGCAUACACACUUGAAAAACCAAAAUAAAUAAAGAAAAGCAAAUUAGCAAUGCAAUUACUAAAACUAUUUAAACCUGGUUUUAGAAAUUUCUUUUUCAGGGAAGAUUGUUUUCUCCUGAUGUUUUGUAGGAAGUUAUGUAAGAGACUUUUAAAAAUUUUCUCUCCAUUCUUUGCAUGGCAGGUAAAUCACAGAGAGAUUUGUUUAGGAAAUCCCACUCUUCAUUGUAAGUUUAAAACUCAGGUGGCAAUGAAUUUGCAGACAUAGAAGAAGUUGUUUCCCAGAGUUAAUACCCUCUGGUGAACAGCUCACUGCAGCCCUAAUUGAGUUCUUAGGAACAUUUCAGUAGAAAAUGUAAACAAUUAGUGUCAUAUGUUUACCUUCAGCAUCACAUUAGAACAUUGUACAUUUAUCUUCUUAAGACCCAGGCAACUUCAAAUGGAACAAUUAUGUAAAUACAAAGCAGUGAGGAGAACAGCGACACAACUGUCUCUCCACCUAUCUUAGCAAAAUAGUUCAAUGACAUCAGGCUCCUUCUCUGAGAUCACUAACCUAUGCCUACCUCAGCAAAAUACAUGAAUCUGCAAAAUGUGCACAUAUCCAGGAAAAAAUUGUUGCAAUAAGCACUCUCAAAUCUGUUAUACCACAAAAAGCACUUUAUGCAAUUUUAUUCCUAUACAUAUGUAUUUUAACUUGUAAUCAUUUAAUCAUAGAACCAUAAAACAAAAUAAAAUAUGUAGCACUCUCAUAAAAAAAUCAAGAAAGUCCCAAAAAUCUGGGUUUAUUCAUAGGAUGACAUUUCCCAUGUGCUUUAAGAAGAUGAUGAACUUGUAACCAGUCCAUUGCUAGGGGCACUAUGACACAGGUACAGAGCUAGGGAUGACACAGGGUGAGUGACACAGGGUGGGAGAAGUAUAGACAAGAUGUUUGCUGGUCAUGUCAUGACCAGGUAGGUGUACUCAACUAGUUCUCAUUUAGUCCUGCUGUCACGGGAGAUUACGGAUGUCUUUUGGCUGUAGGUCACUAAAUAACCGAAUUUACCAGGUACUUCCUUCACCACCUGUUUGCUACUUGAAGCUAUUUGUUAGAGGUAGGAAACAUGUUUUUCUAGGUCAUAGAGUCUACCUGAAUCUAUGUGAAUAUCUGCCAGAGUUCCUAUCUGUAAAUAAUUAGUGUCAGCACAGUUCACCUCAUAUUUUCUCCUCUUCCCUUUUCACUCUUCUAAACAAAAGAGAUUGUGAACAGCUGUCAGGGCCAUAUCACAAAUACCAUUCCUACACUUUUUUUUUAAAUUGUUAUUAUUGUUAGGUGUUUGAAGAGUGAGAAGCAUUGGCAAAGACUCUAUCUGCUUGAAAUGACACUUGCCAAGUUGUUCUUUAGGGAAUGUUGAAGAAAAUUCCCCGUUUAGUCACCUUGGGCACCUUACCUGCUAUACUACUUUCAAGAUCCCCUCAAACACCAAUCUAGAGCAUAAGGGGUUGGAGACAGACUGACAUGCACAUGCUUAUAAAUUUCAAGAAUAUUUUCAUUACAUGUAGUUCCUUGAAUUGUGUUCUUGUUUGUUGUGCUUUGCUUUGCUUUAUUUUAAUUUUCUUUAUUUCAUAAGGACACAUCAGGACUGAGAUACUAUUGCACUACAUUAGUUUAGUGGUGGCAUAGCCAUAUUAGAAUGGAGUGGAAGUACAGAGAACAGGAGUAAAGUAGUCAUAAACUAGGCUGAAAUCUCCUACCUGUGCACAGAGCAGCUGGAUCUCCUUAGCUCCCAGUUCAGUCAGUUCUCCACUUCACAGGCAAUCCAGCAAAGAGGUUUUGUAAGGGAAGAUGAUGCUUUCAGGUGCCAUUACAAAUGCAGUCUCAGGCAUAGUGAGUCUGAUGUCACAUUCUCACUGAGCAAUGAGCCUUCUUUGAAAAACCUGAAGUUCCCUUCUCAUUUCAACCUUCUGAUUGCUAUCUAUUAGCUUUUUAAGGUUCUCCAAAGACUCAAAUAAUAAAAUAAAAUAAAAUAUUUUAAAACGUUUUAAAAUAUUUUAAAAUAACGGUGAAUCUAUGUAAAUGUAGGAAAUCAUCACUGAUUGUUUUAAAUAGCUGACAAGAACACAGAUAUCUGCCCCUUUUUCCUGUAACUCUUCCUGUUCUUCUGCUCUAGAGAGUCAUCGGCUGUAACUUAUUUUAUGUGCCCCAUAAAAAUAUGAUCUAAGGGGUUUUUUAUUAUAUUAGUCAGCAAAAUCAUAAAUAGUUUAAUCUAAUAUCUUCAUCAUAAAUGUUUGCAGAUUUUUAAUGGUCUUUAUUUUAUAUCUGUUCAGCAGCUAAUAAAGUUCAAGUCAGCAGCUGCCCAGUGCUGGGCAGUGGUAAAGCAGCCAACAGAGUUAGUGAGUCAAGGAUGCUAAAAGACAAAAUAUAAUCUUAGCUCGUACAGUAAAAUGGAGUUAAAUUAUCCUUCCAACAUUGCAUCUAGAUAUCCACUGCUGUGACUCACAGUAAUUUUGAGUGGCACAUCAAUUUUGCAAGAACAGUGCACUAUUAAUUCUGUGCAGCUACCAAUGCCGUGUUGCUAUUCAUAAUAUAUAAGCUUAAGCAUAUGUACCAUUUAAUAAGUAAAUAUUUUUAUCAGCAUCCUGCACUUUCUUCAGAUAACAAGAAAACAAAAAGACCAAAAAGAUCUUUAAAAGAAAGAAUAUGUGUCUAGUUGCAAUACUAGAAGAAAAAUGUCACCGCCUUCUCUUUCACAAAAAAAGCUGCAAAAGUAAUACAAAUAAAGAAACAAAAGUCUGUGGAAAAUUGUUUGAUUCUAAUGUCAGCUGCGGCAUCUUUUUUACCAGCUAGAAUUUGUCUAGCAGAUUUAAUUUCUUUUAAUUUUAUUCUGUUACUUUAACCAUGUCAGGAGAAGCUGACUGCCCUUAAGCAGAGUGCACAACACAACUCAAGCAAUAAGAGUCCUUUCUUGGAAACACAGUGUUUAAAGUUAAUAGCUGGAUAAGCAUCUUGAUUAAGCACUUUGUUAAUAAAGCUCUCAGCUGGCCUUCCGUAAUCCUGAGAACCACCACAGUAGAAAUGCUCUGUAGCUCCUAUUGAAUACAUUCGCAUAAAAUGAAUAUGUAAAUGUAUACUUACUAUCUUUUAAUCAUUUUGCAUUGAUAGAAUGAAACAAGGAAGUGCCAUGCUAGGUUUUGGGACCUUUCAUCUUAAUUUGCUUAAUAGUUUGUAAAAGUAAAAAAUAUUUCUACUGAAAUCAGCAGAAUUAACGUUGUGUAUAACUGGUGCAAAAAAAGGAGCAGAAUCAGGCCGAGAAUUUCUGAACAUAAAUUUUUGUCUAUUCUACAAUUUAAUUGAAGAUUCAGCAUCACUGCCUUUUCCAGGUGUCCAUUACUAUUGCCAUAUAAACCAUAGAUUAACAUAUGCAUUCUUGUCAAGGUUUUCUUUAAGGCUACAGAUAUGACUAUAAACUGGACAAUAUGUCUCUUCAUAUACUUUGUUCAAAAUCAGUUAAAAUAGAAGCACUAAAAUUAAGUAGAAAUACAUCAAUCUAUAUUUAUGCCUACUGUAUAUUAAAUAUUUUACCUAAAGAGAUUAACUUAUAUUUAUUUUUUAAAAAAUUAAAUGGGUCAUAGCUGAAAGGAACUGCAUUUUUGUAGUAAUACUAUGCUUAUGCUGAGAAGCAAGAGGGUCGUGAUCAAAAUAUUACCUAGUUUCAGGGUAUGUUACUUUAAAAAGAACAUGUUUUAUGUUAUCCUAACUUUUGGAAAAUUCACCAAGCCUGGUACAGAAAGAAAUGAACAACUUAUUGUAAUAACAUAUUAAAAAAUUUUGUAUUUUCAUCAAUUUUUGUUCUUAUGGGAAAAAAUACAUCACUCAUUAAAUAUGAAUGCUGCACAUGUUAGCAAUAGAAAUAUUGAUUUUUGUAACUUUGAUUGCACUUGCCUUAACUUUUCCACACAUAUAAACAAACACAAAUAACACACAGAGGGAAAAAAAGAGGAUUAAGGGAAAUAAAACCCACAAAAGUAGGCAAGUUUUAGAUUAUUUAAUGAAUAAUGACACAUGAGCAUAUUCAGUAGAAUCCUUGUAAAGAGCACAUGAUGCUGUAGGUUCGUUAAAGCACAAGGUGUACUUUGUCUAGAUUAAAAAAAAAAAAAACAACCACAAAACCAACCAAACAAAAAAAAACUUUUGGUGUGACUUUGCUUUAGGUUUAAAAAAGGUUGGAUGUUUAAAAAAAAAUCUUUAUUACUUGCAUAUGAAUAUUUUUGUAUAAUAAUAUAUGAAGAAGGUUUUAAAACAAAACAAAAAACCCUACUUGCUUUAUAGUGUGCAAAUUUUAGAGAAAAAUAAACAGGGUAUGUGUCCAGUUUGUAAAACAAUGUUCUCCUUUCAAGAUUACUCUUUCACUGGCUAAAUGCAAGGUUAUGACAACUUGAAAUACUUUUUUUGUGAACUGACAAAGAAAAAAUAAAGCAAUGUGAAUAAUUUGCGUAUGCAAACUUUUUUUAGAAGAAAUUGUUGCUAGUAGCAAUACAAAUUUAACAGUGUGAUAGGGAAGGCUUUGAAGAUUCCAGUUCAGUGAUUUGAGGAGAAGGACAUACUGAGCCAGAGCAUACGCACUGGAUAAGCUGGCACAGCUCCACUGGAGGCAAUGGAGCUGCUCCAGUUACACCAGCUGAGAAUCUGACCUUUUGCUUAAGAAUACUCUUAACAGUAAAUAUCCCUGCAUCAAUAUUUUCUUUCUUGUUGUUUCCUCUUGUUCUGCUGUUUUAUUUCUUAAGGAUAUUUACUUUAGGAUAUAUGUAUUUUUUUAUGUAUACUCUUUUUUCUUAAAAACACAAUGGAUUAUGGAUAUACUCAUAGUGAACCAGAUAGUGCAGUCUCAUAACUCUCCGAGGGAAAGGUUCUCUGUGUGUGUGUGGGAGUGGCACACACGUGUUUGAUUUAUUACAGCAUUGCUCAAGUUUUAUGACAGUUUAGCUCCACUGGAACCAUAGGGUGACAGAGGAAUAGAGUAACAUAGCAGGGAAUAACUUUUGGUAGUGUGUGUGUGUGGUGUGUGUGAGCAGCAUGGAAGACCCUAAUACAGGAACUAGGGGAACAGAAGUAGCUCAUAUCACAGCAAUGUUGCCAUUGCAUAAAUGAAAGCUAGCAAGGAAAUGUCAAAGAACGCAUUACUGAAAACCUGGAUGAAUUCUUUUCCUUUUUAAGUUUGCUGAAUAUGACAUCAUGCCUGGGUCAGGACAAAUUCCAUCCUUGGUUUUCUGAACGAACUGUAAACUCUGUGGUUCUCUUCUAAACUGCAGUGAUAUAAAUCAGGAAUGUCAUUAUCCAAGACAAUGGGUUUAUACUCACGUGAUACCAGUCAAGUGAACUGAAAUCAGCUUCUUUUUGGUUUCCCUGUCAAGACCCUCACCUUCUCAAGUUUUUAAACACUCAAGAAACACUUAACUUGUUUACACUCUUCCAUUAUUUUUUAAAGUUGUGUAUCCCCUCAGAUACCAGGGGAGUUGCUCCAAAUUUGAACCUCUGGGACACAAAAAUUUUGGGCCUUGCAAUAAGAGACAGGCAUCAGUGCACAGCAACUCGUACAAAGGUUGAUUUUAUGCCAUAGCAAGAGCUUAAGUUGUCAAAAAGGCUGGUGAUCUUCUAGCUCCAGAAACCCAGGCCAUAGACCACCAUGUGUCUCUGUAGCUCAUAAGUAUCACAAGACUUUUAAGACAUGACAACUGAAUCGGUUUACCUGCAGCAACUCAUAUUUAAAUGUAUUUUUAAUAUAACCACUGUAUUUUGCACUUGCAGUCUGGAGCCUGGAGUCAAGAUGAACUAUAUUACAAAAUAAUGUUUCUACAGACAGUCACCUUUUUGAUCUUGGAAGCUACCUGCUUCAUCUACUUCUCAUAAGAUUUUUAUCUUUGCUGUACAAAAUAUCAGUAAGAUCAUAUGAAUAAAUGAUCAUGGUUUCACCAAUAUCAACACAGUUCAUUGGCCUGGUGUGGUGGCAGGAAAUGCAUUUAGCAUUCAGUUAGACAUCAUAAGAGUCAUGAUUACUCAACUACCAGCAUGUGACAUGCACAGAAAUAUGGUAUCCACUGUAAAUUCAAAAAAUAUUUAUGUAUAUUUAGUUACAUUUUUUAAAUAUUGCUAUUUAACAGACAUUAAUAAAAAAAAAUUGAAGAACGCAA
Molecule: messenger RNA, 15341 nt
Organism: Pseudopipra pipra
Lineage: Eukaryota; Metazoa; Chordata; Aves; Passeriformes; Pipridae
Gene: IL1RAPL1
Product: interleukin 1 receptor accessory protein like 1
Exons: 13
Coding region: 930-3038 (702 amino acids)
Biological process (GO): negative regulation of exocytosis; signal transduction
Source: RefSeq, a predicted model, not a curated record